Molecule: messenger RNA, 5977 nt
Organism: Eriocheir sinensis (Chinese mitten crab)
Lineage: Eukaryota; Metazoa; Arthropoda; Malacostraca; Decapoda; Varunidae
Exons: 8
Coding region: 325-2631 (768 amino acids)
Source: RefSeq, a predicted model, not a curated record
CCACCACCUCAGGUAUUCUGGGGCCCUGGUACUCCUAAAACACUGAAGAGGAAAACCCACAAUACCCUGAAGGCACACCACCACCUCACGGGUUCUAGGGCCCCGGGUGCUCCUAAAACACUGAAGAGGAAAACUUACCACUUGCUGCUGUCACUCCUGGCGGCGACGGGCGUUCCCCAAGGAGGCUCCCUGGCGCUCCCUCCACCCGCCGCACCGUGUCGUGAGGGCGGCAGCCAACACAGCGGCGAGGGGUGCUGCUCCCUGUGGUCAAUGCUGAAUUUUUCCUGAUUUCCUCCCGAACCAAAACCAAUUGCCAUACUUAGGAUGAGCUCAUUCCGUGAGGCAGAGGAACAGAGGGAAGCACCAGCAGCCAAUCAGUGGUGUUGGCAGCGUCUCUCCCCUAAUCAUUUGGAUCACAGACAGCGGGUGCCCACUGCUAUUACCCUUCAUCGCCUGGUGCCCCAUCCUCCCCCAUCCCUCCACCAGGCUGACAACACCACUACCUCCAGGUCUACAUUUAAGUACAUUACCCCUGAAGAUAUAAAAACAGCACAGAUCAAAGCCAGACAGGAGAUUCUGGCCUCCAAGCAGGUUUCCCUUGCAUCACCACCACCCCCACCAUCCUCGGACACCAGAGCUCCACCUUUAUCCAAGAACAAGAAGCAGUCCCACAAGAAAGAGAGCCCAGGAUCCCGGCCAUUCUUUCCCUGUCGACUGGAUAAUGGAGAAACUGGACUACGCCGCCGGCAGCUCAUCAGACUCCUUUCUCAGAUCUCACAGACUCUUGGGGACUUGCAGGACCUGAAGGACUCCCGUGGAAAGGACUUUGUAACUCCACUUGACUUGGAAAUUAAGAGACAGCGCUGGACUGAAUGUGUACGGUCACUGCGUCGCUCUCUCUUUGCCCUCAAGCAGGAGGUGGUCAUCCUGGAGGGAAAACGUGGUCAUGGGAAGAGAAAUAGCCGAUAUCUGAGGGCACUUGCAGCCACGGCUCGAACCCUAAACAUACAGUUGAUGGCACUGAAGUCGCAGGCGGAGUCCAGUGGUGGAGAACUGCCUUGGACGGAAGUGUUCAGAGAGUUUCUGGGUGUGGCCCACAGGGUGUUGGUCCUCACUGCCAGUGUGGGUGUCCAACCUCCACCAUCCUCACUCAAGUGGGCCAGAUCACCUCAGAAAGGGGCAAGUCUUGCUCCUGAUGACAGCAGUGGUUUGGAAUCUACCUUGUCCAUCCUUGAUGCUGGCCCAACCAGUGUUCCCCUCCUACAGUCUAAGCAUGUGAGAAACAGGCUUGCCUCACUUGCAGCACUGCACCUGAAAAGGAAAAAAGAGGAAGGUGAUGACAAGGCAACCAACUGGACCUCAGCUAACAAGAUCCCCACCCCCAAACCCUCAGCCCCUAAGACCAGCUUCCGAGCCUCUCAGUCUCUCAGAACUAGUCCUUCAGGAAAACCCAAUCCCUCACCCCAACAAACUAAUAUUUCAACUUCACCUCAGCCUACAAGUUUCCAGACUAAUAAUUCAGCAAUAGACCCCCAGCCCUCACUCUCCCAAACUAAUAUUUCAUCCAUUCAGCCCCAGCCCUCACCCUCCCAAGAUAAUAUUUCACCUCCUCAGUGCCAGCUCCCACCUCCCCAAAAUGAUAAUACUGAAGCUCCUCAUCCUCCCUCUUCAUCUCAUGAGAGAAACAACCUGAUGCCUCAGACCAGUCCUUUAGCACCAGACCUCACUCAACAGCUGUCAUUUCUGCUGGAAAAAGUCUGCAGAAUAGAAGACAACAGAAGAAGAACUGAAGCCCUCAUCUCAGAAGCACCUCAGAUCUGUCAGUCUCAGAGUGUCAUACCAAGUUUGGCUUGUGCUGUGCAGCGGGCCAAACUGGCACUGGCAUCAGUUACAGGCAGUGCACCAUACUCUCAAGUUCCUCUUCCCAAAAAUGAAGGGUCUUACACUCCUGGUAAUCCUCUCUUCGGAGGUACUGGCUUAUCCCCUAAAGUCUCUAAAGAGGGUUUGGUGAGGGCCUCUUCACAUCCUGCAAUACAAGAUCAUAGUACUGAAGAAAUUGAGGAAACUGCUAAUCAAUUUGGGAUAAAGUGGCUGGCUGGGGAUAGUGUGACAGACCAGGUGAGACGACAAAAGGAAAAGUUUUGGCUCUCCCUUGCUGAGCGGGGUUAUGUUAGACCACCAGAAAGCUUACCUCUCAGUGAAGAGGAGGCGAGUGUUAAGGGUACUGUUAACAGUGCUUCAGAAGAAAGGGCCAGAGAAGAGUUUGUCAGGACUUCGAAGAAAACUGGUGUGCCUAUUGAACCUUCACAAAAAAAUGCUGCAUCCAGGGCAGAGUUACCUGUGUAUCAACAAACUUCAAAGUACCUUACAAAGCAGACCCAAUGCUCACAUACAAGUGGAUCAUCAUACUCUUCCAGUCUCAGUUCUAAUCCCAAUAGUAGGACCCAGCAAAGCUCCCCUGAGAAGCAUUCAAAGCCUAGCAUCACUGCUGGCAAUAAGACCAAGUCUCACUCUAGUGAGGAACAAAUUCAGCAAAGUAUGUGUGUUGAUAGCAAUACAUCCUCCAGGACAGCCAGCACUACUGAGUCACAUACCUUUCCAUCCUAUGAAGGAAUUAGCAGCCAUGAAUGACUUAUCAGUGUGAUUAAACCAAAUAUUAUUACACAUAAGAUUGUUAGCCAGUAUAUUGUAGCCAAAGGUGGGCAUUCCACAAUUUAGGUCCACUAAUCACUAAUCCACAAAUAGUGGACUAACAAAAAAAUUGCAGAAUAGCGUUAGUGGAAAAUUUGAAAAAUUAACGGAUUUGCAGUUAGCGGAAUGCCAAAAUUGUUGUCCACUGACGCAAUUUUUCAAAAAACGCCAAUAAUGAAAUUUCUGGGAAAUUCAAGAAUAUUCUUGAAAGUGUGGAGAAACUUCUAGAUUAGGGUGGCCAGACGUCCCAAAUUUUAAUGGUUCGUCCUGGAAAUAAAAUUGUCCUGGAUUUCAUGCACUGCCGCAGAAAAUGUUUUUAUUAAAGCGUCCCGGAUUUCACUUCCAGAAAUCUGGCCACCCUAUUCUAGAUCUGUCUGACACACAGCAGGUUUGUGCAGCAUGCAGGCAGCAGGCUGCAUGGGCGAGAAUAUUCUAGAACUGUCUGUUGCGCAGCCGGCCUGUCGCAGCAGCCUGUGUGGGAGGCAGUUUACAUUAACUCGCCGAGUCUUAGAGACGUAUUCCUUGCAGUAUUUGUAUUUGAUUUAUUUUGAUAUUUUCACAAUGAUUUACAUUUAAAAAAUAUACAAAAUAAAUAAAUAUAUAAAUUGUAAGGUAAUUUUAUUGGAAAUUGUGGUUUGAACUACCAAUAAAGGGUUAGCGGACUAAAAAAUGAUUAGCGGACUGUUGUGGACUUCAUUAGUGGACUAAAAAAAUGUAUUAGCGUUAGCAUUAAUGGAUUUGUGAUAGCGGACCGGCGAAGCCAGAAAAUUUGUGGAUUAACGAUUAGUAGAAUGCCCAACAAAGUUAGUGGAAUUGCAAUUUGUAGACUAACAAAAAAUUAGCAGGUACCCACCUCUGAUUGUAGCUCAUCAUUUUGAGGAUAAAUUUAUAAUGAAAGUGUGGGUCACCUAUGAAGCCAUUAUUAGUAGAGAGCUUCAGUUACCCAAAUUACCAGGAUAGGGGGAGCAAUUAUGACAGUAGUGUAACGGAAAUGCUGUACAGUUAUACCUCAGUUUACGAGUUUAAUUUGUUCUAGAAUUUUGCUCAUACACCAAAACACUCGUAAACCAAAACGAAUUUCCCCAUUGAAAUUAAUGUAAAUCCCAUUAAUUCGUCCCACAUCUCAAGAAAAAUAUUUAUUUAAAAUCAUUUUACAUGUUAUUUUAUCCUCAAUUAAAGUAAUUUUUUCUAACUAUAAUAGCAAUAAUAAAUAAUAUAAAACACAAAUCAAUGUGUUACAGUUGUUAUGGAGACUCCCGCAACCACUCAUUACGCUCGAGGUGUAGGCUUCGCACCGGGGUUUAGAAGCUGCAGUUGCCCUAUUCUCGAGGCACCGGAACUACUUUCGACCACCAACAUGAAACUAACCCGACAUAUCGUCUCAGAGAGAGGGUGAACUGAAGUCACAGUCACGUCCAGCAGGGCAUACAAGCCACCGAGGCUCGCACCCUGUUCCUGUUGUGAGCAUAGUAUCCGCCGUUCCUGUUUUCUUCUGUGCAGCGCCAUCCCUUUUAACCAUCUUUCUUGGGGAUAUUGUUAAAGCACAAACAAUGCACACUGUAGUGCUGAAAACACUAAGAUCGCAUACCAAAGCACAAAUGCAAUCAGACACAAGUGCACGGAGACUGAGACUAGGGUUGCCAACUUGCCACCCUUUCCUUAAAAUAUGGAAUGCUAUUUGUUUUGUAUUUGGCUGUCUGAAUGGUUUAGCAGAUAAAAUUCAGUAUUUUAAAACUGGAGUGAGUGCAUUUUUCAGUGAACCACAAAACCAGUCCAUAAUAUUAUGCUUGUCAAGUGUCGUCCUGAAAUACGUGAAAAAUACGCGUCAUAACGUCCCUCCCCCUUUCCUCCUGUCUUCACCAGCAGCGGCUGCCAGUCAUGGCAGGCUAGAGGAAGUUUAGGGUUGCCACCUGUUCCUUAAAAUAUGGAUUUGUUUUGUAUUGGAGAAUGGGAUGUUGCAUUCCUUAUUUUUCUAAGCUCAAGGUGGCAACCCUAACUAAGACUAUUCCCGUUGUUCUCCUCUUUGAGCACUCUCAUCUUGCAAUGAAUAAAGGGAACACUCGCUCAUGUCUUCAACUUAAAAAAAAUUAAAAAAAUUAAAAAUAAAUAAAUAAAAAAAUGCUCGUCCUCGUCGAAAGACCAACUGGGUCGGCUAGGCUGACAUUAGCUGAUAGUCGGUCAGUCAGCAUCGUCCCCUCCCCUUCAUGAGCCGUCCACUGGCAAGGGUCUGUGGUUUCUCCUCAGAGAGACGUACGCGUUUAACCCUGACGGCCUCCAUAUAGCCAAUAUCCCCACCCUUGUGAAAAAAAAAGACGUACAAACAGGAUGCUCGUAAACCAAGGCAUGUUUUGCGAUUUUUUUGCUCAUAAAUCAAAACACUCGUUAACUAAGGCAUUUGUAAACCGAGGUUUGACUGUAUAUGUAAAUUAAAGUUAACACUGCCGGGGUGUAGUGGUUAGCACGCCUAGGUUUCAAUCUGUGGGCCCAGGGUUGAUCUCAGUCAGAGGCAGUCAGUGCACAGCUCACCCAGCUUUUCAUCAUCCUUUACAAGUUAGAAAAUAAAAAGGUACCUUGUGAAACCUCAAAGGGAAAACUGUCGUAACCCAGAUGCCACACUCGCCCUGUGUCCCAGGGUAGUAUGGGCUGUUUGUUGGGUGUGUCAGUUAUUCAAAGGAAGAUCAGCAUCCAGUGUAGUCUUGUCCCCUUAACACUUGUGAAUGUGGGGGUCACCUGUACCUUAAAUGAUAUGGUGGAUUACUCUAUAUCUCAGUUUUGUGGACUAUUCCACUGAAUUUAACAAAAAGUAAUAUAUAAAAUGCUCUGCUAAAAUGAUUAUCCACUAAAUUGAGUUUACUAUAUAUGGCUUUGAAAUCAAUCAACAACUGUUUAAGAAUUAUAAUUGUUUUUACAAAUGUACACAUUUGAACAUCAUUUUGUAGAUAUGUGUAGAGGGCUGGAGACUGAACAUGUAUUCAUUUUAAUAUUUGGUAGUUUGUCACUCCAAUUUACAUAUAUACAUGUUUACAAAUAUUACUACAGAUCUGUAUGUAGAGAUUAUGCAGUAGGUUUGAAUAUAAUCAAUACAAAUUUAUUUGUAUUGAUUAUAUUCAGUGGCAUUAUAUACAGUGGUUAUUUCUACCCACUGUAAAAGUCUGGACAGCAGCAGUGCCUAUUCACCAGGCAGUCUGCCACCAUAAAACAUUCAAGUGCCUCAAUGUAAGUGUGUGCACUUUGUACACUAAAGAUGAAAAUACUGACAAUAUAAGAGAAAAAUUAUAAGGCAGAU